Molecule: messenger RNA, 822 nt
Organism: Penicillium cosmopolitanum
Lineage: Eukaryota; Fungi; Ascomycota; Eurotiomycetes; Eurotiales; Aspergillaceae
Exons: 3
Coding region: 1-822 (273 amino acids)
Biological process (GO): carbohydrate metabolic process
Source: RefSeq, a predicted model, not a curated record
AUGGGACCUAUCAAGCACAAAGCCCUCAUCAAUGUUGACCUAGGAGAAGGAUUUGGAAAUUGGACAAUCACUUCAGAUGAAGAUUUGCUUCCGUUCAUUGAUCAUGCAAAUAUUGCCUGUGGUUUCCAUGCCUCGUAUGUCUUUCUGUUUCCCUCCGUGCGACCGCCAGCAUCGCGAUGCCCUAUCGUGACCCCCCUCAUCAUGAUGGAAACCGUUCGCAGCUGCAAGGAACACGGCGUCAAAAUCGGAGCACACCCCGGCCUACCAGAUCUCCAGGGCUUCGGCCGUCGCGAAAUGAAACUUUCACAUGACGAACUCACCGCGAUCACGGUUUACCAAAUUGGCGCGCUCAAGGGGUUCCUGGACAGGGAGGAAGUCCCUCUUCAUCACGUUAAGCCCCAUGGAUCACUUUAUGGGAUGUGCUGCAGAGACUACGAGAUUUCCAAGGCCGUCUUCAAGGCCGUGCCUAAGGGUGUCAAAGUGUUCGGGCUUCCGGGAACUUGUAUGGAACAAGCGGCCAAGGAUUUAGGGCUCGAGUUUGUUGCGGAAUUUUAUGCGGAUGUUAAGUACAAUGCGGAUGCUUCUCUUUUGAUUGAGCGGAAAAAGAAGGCUUGGGAUCUUGCCGAAGUACGAAGACGCGUUUCACAGCAGAUGGAAACAUGCACUGCUGUUGCGAUUGACGGAUCAACCUGCGACUUGCCUGUUAAGGAUAACCCCAUCUCCAUUUGCUGUCAUUCUGACGUUCCCGGGUGUUUGGAGCUGGUCAAAGAAACAAGAGCCGUCGUCGAUAUUUUCAACAAGGCAUACUUUCCUGAGAAGUAG